This is a messenger RNA of Ilex paraguariensis (yerba mate), 3284 nucleotides long. NCBI's taxonomy places the organism in Eukaryota, Viridiplantae, Streptophyta, Magnoliopsida, Aquifoliales, Aquifoliaceae. The record is from the annotation of a GenBank genome assembly.
AUGGACUCAUCAUCGCCAUCAGUAUCGGCUCUGCAAUUCGCAUUGGCGGCACUAUUCGGAGCCUCGGUUGUAGCUCUCUCAGCUUUCUAUGUCCACAAACGCAGCGUCGACCAAGUCCUCGACCGCCUCAUCAAGCUUCGCCGCAAGUCCCCUCCUCCCGUCGAGGAUCGCUUCUUCAUUUCCGAUGAAGAUGCCGAGGACGAGCAACACUACACAGACGUUCUCGCUUAUGGUGGAGAGAGAGACGAGAGUGAUGAUAGGGAGUAUAUGUGGAGGGAUGGUGUGUUUACUUCAUUGGGUGAUGAUAGUGUGAUUAAUGGCUAUAGAAUUUCGUGUUCGAUGCCGAAUGUUUGUUCAUCGAGUGGGUGGAUGAAUGACGAGGCGAAUACGGAUAGGCGAAUGAGUUUUGGAGCUAAUCAGGCUUUGUCGAAUUCUUUGAAUAAUCUCAGUUUGAUCUCUUCAAAUCUACAGUCUCUUCGAACUGAUCUAAGAGAUGCAAAGGAUCAGUAUGGUGAUAAUUCUGGUUCUAAUAUGCGUGUGGAGUUUGGUGGUAGGCUAAUGACUCCAAUAUCCUUGGGUGGUUAUGCAUUUGAAAGUGCGGGGGAUUCUGAUGAGGAAGGAACCGAAUUUGAAACGGGAGACGAGUUCCUUUUCACCAAUGAGAACAUAAAUUCUUCAGCUGAACUUGAAAAAGAUAUCAAUUCAAGCAUCCAUAAUCCAUCCAAUGUACCAUCAAAAGCUGAUAAUGUGAACCACAUGCAAGUUCAAAGAUGCACAUCAAUUGCAAACAAAGAAAAUGUCAGUGUAGACCAUGGCGAUGGAAAGAUAAAUACAGGAUCAGUGCACGUUAUCGGGAAUGAUCCCAUGUUUGCCAGCAGUACUGUACCUUUGACAAUUUCAGUCCAUGAGUCAACAAACAUCGAAGAUGAACAAGUGCUGAAGAUGAUCCGUGAGUGUUUAGAUCUGCGGGAUAAAUAUGUUUUCCGUGAAAAAGUUGCUCCCUGGAUGCAGGAAACUGGGGGAAAGUCUAGCCCUUCAAAUGUCAACAGUGAUCCAUUUCACUUUGUGCCUUUUGAAACAACCUCUCACUGCUUUAGGAUGGAAGAUGGAGUUGUACACAUCUAUGCAAGGGAAAAAGAUACUGAAGAUCUUUUCCCUGUUGCAAGUUCAACGACUUUUUUUACGGAUAUGCAUCACAUCCUUAAAGCAAUCUCCAUUGGAAAUGUUCGUUCUGUGUGUCAUCUCCGACUAAGAUUUCUUGAGGAGAAAUUCCGCCUUCAUCUGUUAGUACAUGCAGAUCGAGAGUUUUUAGCUCAGAAAAGUGCACCCCACCGUGAUUUCUACAACAUUAGAAAAGUUGAUACCCAUGUGCAUCAUUCUGCUUGUAUGAACCAGAAGCAACUUCUUCGCUUCAUUAAGUCAAAAUUAAGAAAAGAGCCAGAUGAGGUUGUCAUAUUCCGUGAUGGGCAGUAUCUUACGCUUAAGGAAGUCUUUGAGAGUUUGGACUUAACAGGGUAUGAUCUUAAUGUUGAUUUGUUGGAUGUGCAUGCUGAUAAGAGUACCUUUCAUCGAUUUGACAAGUUCAACCUGAAGUAUAAUCCUUGUGGCCAGAGCAGACUGAGAGAAAUCUUUUUAAAGCAGGACAAUCUCAUCCAAGGUCGUUAUAUAGCAGAAGUGACAAAGCAGGUUUUAUUAGAUCUCGAAGCAAGUAAAUACCAGAUGGCUGAAUACAGGAUAUCAAUUUAUGGAAGGAAACAGAGUGAAUGGGAUCAGUUGGCUAGUUGGGUCAUUAACAAUGCAAUUCAUAGUGAAAAUGCUGUUUGGUUUAUCCAGCUACCACGGCUGUAUAAUGUGUACAAGAAUAUGGGCACUGUUACAUCUUUUCAGAACAUCUUGGAUAAUGUGUUCAUACCACUUUUUGAAGUCACAAUCGAUCCAAAUACUCAUCCUCAGUUACAUGUAUUCCUAAUGCAGGUUGUGGGUUUCGACCUCGUAGAUGAUGAAAGUAAACCAGAAAGGCGUCCUACCAAGCAUAUGCCCAAGCCAGCUGAAUGGACAAAUGAGUUCAAUCCUGCAUACUCUUACUAUGCUUAUUACUGCUAUGCAAACUUGUAUACUCUCAAUAAGCUUCGUGAAUCAAAAGGCUUGCCAACAAUUAGAUUCCGGCCUCACUGUGGAGAGGCGGGUGAUAUUGAUCAUUUGGCUGCUGGGUUUCUUUUAUGCCAUAAUAUAUCACAUGGGAUCAAUCUGCGAAAGUCCCCCGUCUUGCAGUACUUGUACUACCUUUCUCAGAUCGGACUGGCCAUGUCUCCACUGAGUAAUAACUCACUUUUCUUGGACUAUCAUCGCAACCCAUUCCCGAUGUUCUUCCAGCGUGGCUUAAAUGUAUCGCUUUCUACGGAUGACCCUCUACAAAUUCAUUUAACAAAGGAGCCUCUUGUGGAAGAAUACAGCGUUGCAGCAAAGUUAUGGAAGCUCAGUUCCUGUGACCUUUGCGAGAUAGCCAGAAAUUCUGUCUAUCAGUCUGGAUUCUCACAUCAAGCCAAGUUGCAUUGGCUCGGCAGUAAAUAUUUCAAGAGGGGCCCAGAAGGAAACGAUAUUCACAAGACUAAUGUACCCAGUAUGAGGAUUUCCUUCAGAGAUGAGACAUGGAAGGAGGAGAUGCAGUAUGUCUAUUCAGGAAAAGCAAGAAUUCCCGAGGAAAUAGACGUUUGAAGGGGAUGGUACUAUACAAAUAAGCCCAUUUUUAUUUACAGUAAUUUACAAUACUUAUGAAAUUUCGGUUUUAAAUCUGGGGUUUCAGUAUUUGAGCACAGGUUAGACAUGCCCUAUUUGGUGGCCAUUGGCAUGUCUGGAUAAAGGGUCAGAGCUUGUGCGGAACUCCAGCAGCCAUAAGGGUGACUGAUAACAUCCUGCUAAAGUAUGUGGUUCUAUUUUGUUUUUUAAUUUCCCCUCUUUAUCAGCAAUUUUGUGAGGGCCACUCUUGUAACAUUCAUAUGGUGGGCAAUCAAAUUUUGAUUGAAUUCAGUGGUUCGAUCUCACAUUAUUUUUGGCAACUAUGCAAAGGAAGGGAAAUUUCUAAUUUCUUGUGCUCCCCUGUGUGUGUGUUUUUUUUUUAAGAGAAGGAGAGGGGGGGGGGGGGGUACUGUUUAAACGAUUUGUGCUUCCCUGACCUUCCCUCUGCCCAAACCGAGCUAGCUGGAUCUUUCAUCAGUUCAAUUUCUUUUUCUAUGUAAGCAUAUCAUUUGAUACUGUUUCACAAUACCAGAACCGAUGCAUCUUAA